AUGGCCGACUCCAUCACCUUCUUCGAGCCCGUCGAGGUCCCUGCCUUCAACCUCGGCCAGAAGCAGCACGAGCCCUCCACCGCUACCGUCAACCUCCUCGACACCGUGCCCCUCCCAUCAACACGGACCACCCCCGCCACCGUCCAAGACACCAUCACCUCCCUCCAAUCAUCCAACAUCCCCGUCUUCACACCCGGCCACUCAGAAUACGAACGCCGCACCGCCCGCCCCAACCUCCUCUUCCGCGCCACGCGCCCCGACUGCGUCGCGCAGCCCACAUCCGCCGCGCACGUCGCCACCACCAUCUCGCUCGCCAAGUCCGCCCGCGUCCCCGUCACCAUCCAGUGCGCCUUCCACUCGUGGGCCGGCUUCUCCACCGCCUCGCGCGGCAUCGUCCUCGACGUCAGCAAGCUCAACGCCGUCGACCUCGACGCCGCCGCCAGGACCGUCACCGUCGGCGCCGGCUGCCGCUGGGAAGACGUCUACCGGGCGCUGCCCGCGGGGCUCGUCGUCACCGGCGCCCGCGCCCCGACCGUCGGCGUCAGCGGCUUCACGCUGGGCGGCGGCCUCGGGCCCUUCACCCGCCGCUUCGGGCUCGGCAGCGACGCCCUGCUCGAGGCGACGGUCGUGACGGCCGAUGGCGCGCUGGUUACUGUUGGUGAGAAUGACGACCCGGCGUCGGAUGCGGGCCGCUUGUUCUGGGCGCUGCGCGGUGCGGGCGCGGGUAACUUUGGUGUCUUGGUGCGGGUGAAGCUGCGGGUGCAGGAGCUGCAAGGCGAGGACGUCGUCGGUGGCCGCGUACAGUGGUCGAUUCCGAGCGAGGACGAGGGGGUCGUUGCGGCGAUGAACAAGGUCUAUUCGGCUGAGUGGCCGAGCGGCAUGACGGUUGACAGCACGUGGAUGUGCGACUUGAGGCAGACGGGCGGCGAUCAGGUCCGCCUCGUUGCGUCUUUUGAUGGCAGCAAGGAUGAGUUCGAUGGCGUUGUCGACAGCUGCGUCGAGCAGCCGGAGCUGGCGAACGGCCUUAAGCAACGCUGCUUGCCUCAGAAGUCGUCUCGGUUCCUGAACGAGACGCUGGAGGCUCAGUGGUCGGAGGAAAUUGAGCGAUUCUUGCCCGAGAACAAGUCCUACAGCGUCAACAGCUCUUUCGCUUUCGGCAACGACAGCAAGAACGUCGAACAAAUCACUGCCAUCAUCAGAGAAGAGAUGAAGAACUUCCGCAGCCGCUUCUCGGGCGAGCAAGCCGAGUUCUCUGUCACCUGGAUGCACGCUGGCGGCAAGGCGGCGGAGAAGAACCCCACUGACACGGCUUUCUUCUGGCGCGAAGCCGCAUACCACACCUACCUCACAGUUGUGUGGGAGGACAAGCGCAUGGAGAAGGACAUGAGGGAUUUCCUCGAGACGGUCAAGGACAGACUGAGGUCCUUCUCUUUGGAGAAGAAGGCCGCGUACGUCAACUUCCCCGAUGGAAAGCUGGCGUCGGAGCCCUACGAAGAGGCUUAUUACGGGGACAACAGCAACGAGCUGCGCCGUGUCAAGCAGAUUUGGGACAAGGACAACUUCUUCAACUGGUCUCAGGGUGUGAAGCUCCCGUAG
Molecule: messenger RNA, 1596 nt
Organism: Diplodia corticola
Lineage: Eukaryota; Fungi; Ascomycota; Dothideomycetes; Botryosphaeriales; Botryosphaeriaceae
Product: berberine family protein
Exons: 1
Coding region: 1-1596 (531 amino acids)
Molecular function (GO): FAD binding; oxidoreductase activity
Source: RefSeq, a predicted model, not a curated record